Molecule: messenger RNA, 3174 nt
Organism: Dermatophagoides pteronyssinus (European house dust mite)
Lineage: Eukaryota; Metazoa; Arthropoda; Arachnida; Sarcoptiformes; Pyroglyphidae
Product: VPS35 endosomal protein-sorting factor-like
Biological process (GO): endocytic recycling
Cellular component (GO): endosome
Source: RefSeq, a predicted model, not a curated record
GGAUUUUUUUGUGUUUCGGAUGGGAUUUUUUGAUUUGUUUUUUUUUUUGAAAUUGUUUUGUUUUGGUUUUGGUUUUGGUUUGUUUUGUUGUAAUUAUAACAGGAAUUAUGAAUUUAUAUUCGAAAUCAAAGAAUAAGAUAACCAUGGUCAGGCCAUCAAAAUUUUCAUCUGUUCAUCAUUAUGAUCAUCCAUUAUCCUCUGUUAUGCAAUUUGAUUCGGAAAUUGAUUCAUCAUCUAGCCAAAAUGAUAAAAAACCAAAUGGAAAGACCAAUUCUAUUGAUGUAACAACUACAUGGAAUGGUUUGGAUCCAUUAUCGGUUGCCUUGUCUUCUUCUUCGGCCGAAAAUCAAAUUGUUAACGAUGGUGAUGAUGGAAAUAUUUCGAAAACAUUUGGCAAAACAAAAAUGGUCUAUAUUGGCAAUGAUUUUAAUCAUUGGCAAUCAUUUCGAAUGAAAAUUCUUAAUAAAUUUAAUACAGUGGAAAAAUUAACAAUUCGUUCAUCGUUUCAAUUUGAUAAAGGAACAUUAUCAACACCGAAUGUAUCGCAAAAAGUUCGUACACGUUUAGAACAAUUGGAUGAACUGGAAGAAGGUUCAAUCAAUGAAAUGCAUGAUCUAAGUCAACAAGAAUAUAUUAAACGUAUUGAUGAAAUGAAUUUGGCCAUUAAAAAUGCCUGGGAUAGUGAUCAACGAGUGAAAGCAUUAAAAAUUGCCAUACAAUGUUCAAAACAAUUAUCAACAAUAAAUGCUAUACAUUUUUAUCCAAGUAAAUUCGUACUGAUUACCGAUAUUCUGGAUAAUUUUGGUGAAUUGGUUUUGGAUCGUAUUGAAAAAAAGAAAAAAAUUCCAAAUAGCCAAACAGAUGAUUCCAAAGAAACAUGUUUAAAUUGGUUUUAUAAAAUAUCAAGUAUACGUGAAUUAUUACCACGUUUUUAUAUUGAAUGUUCAGUGUUGCAAAUUUAUAGAUUUUUAUUUCAAUCACCGUCAUCAACGGAAAAUCAUCAGCAUCGUGAAGAAUAUGAAAGAAUUUUAUUACGUUUAACUCGGAUGACACGCGGUAUUGGUGAUCCAUUAAUAGCAAUUUAUUGUCGUGUUUAUCUUUGUCGUGUUGCCAUCAAAUUAUUGCCUGAAUCAAAGAAAAUUUUCCUUCAAAAUAUUUACGAUAUUAUUGAUAAUGUUGAUCAAUUGACAUGUUCGUAUGUACGAAAUUGUCUGACGACACAAAACAUUGGUUAUCCACUUUAUUAUAGUUUAUUUAAUCCGGCUAUGAAUUGGAUUUUUAAUUGUUUAUUUUAUAAAGGUGUUAAUUAUGAUAAUGUUUUAAAAUAUUUUUGUAACAAAAUUGAAUUCUUCAAGAAUACAAGCUGUUCGGCUUUUGUACUCAGUUCAAUGAUAACAAGUUUUCCAACCGAAUUUAUUGGACAGAAUCUUUCAAAUCUAGUCACAUUGAUUAAGAAUAUUUACCACCAUCAUAGUCAGAUUGAAGAUCAACGUGAUUUAAAAGAUUGUGCAUAUCCAAAAUAUCUUCUAAUCAAAUGUAUCGGUGAAUCAUUAGUUCGUGAAGAUGAUUUUAUGGAAAAAUAUUCGAUUGAUGAAAAUUUAUUAUUCAUUGAUCUUUGGUCAUUAUCCAGUCAAAAUAACGUUGAACAGCAAUCAAGACAGGAAUUUUUAUGCUGUUUAGAAACAUGUUGGUCAGAAAUUAUUGCCAAAUAUUGUUCGGUUGAUUUUAUAAACAAACUAUUGGGCGAUAUUAUUAAAAAUGUUAAUAAUCAUGAACCAUAUGAUAAUUUACAACAAUUAUUACAAAUAUUACAAAAAAUCAUCAUUAAUGGUAGUAAACGAAUAUCGUGUGAACAAUUUUUCUCAAUGAAUAAUCUGCUACCGUAUUUGGAUUUAUUUCAUAAAGAAUCGAUAAAAAUUGAUGCUUGUAAAUUGAUUGUUACAUAUUAUAAUCAAAAUUGUUCAAUAAUCAAUGAUGAUGAUGAUGAUUGUUUGAUGGUGGUGAAUGAUCAACCUGAUCCAGUUAUUCUGAAUGCAAUGCAAUAUCUUUGUAAAUUAAUUCAUGAUUCAAUUGAUUCAUUAACAUUAGAAGAUGAUAAACGUCAAAUAUCAACAUUAAUCAUAGGAUUUAUUCGUCGUAUUUCCUGUAAACAACAACAAGAUCUUGAAGCAAGAUUAAAUUUUUAUAUUGAAUCACGGGCGAAUUUUUCAAAUCUAGAUCCAGUGUUGAAUUUUAUUGUUCAACAGGUGAAUACAUUAGCAAUGGAUGCACAUUGUUUGGUGAAUGGUCGUCAUACGAAAAAAACCCUUUCAUUUGUUAAUGCUUGUAUGGCAUUUUCCUAUAUAACCAUACCAUCAAUGUAUGAUAUUUAUUCACGUCUGCAACUUUAUCUAUCAAGUUCACAUGUCGCAUUAAUGAAUGGUUGUUUACCACAAACUGAUUCAUUUAUAAAAUUAACAAUAACAUUAAUACGACAACUACCACCAUAUCAAGAAUAUUUGGAUGGAAAAUUUUAUUCAAAUGAUGAAUUUUUAUAUACAUAUUCAUCACAAUUAUUAUCAACAUUGAUAGUUGUACCGGAUAAUCCUGAACUUGGUAUUUUAUAUCUGUUCAAAGGUUUAUAUAAUGUACUAAAAGAAUAUCGUUUCGAAACAAAUUCUAAUUAUAAAUUAUUAAUAUGGAUAAAUAUGUCAAAAUAUUUAGCCACAUGUAGUAAAGAUAAUUAUCCAUAUCAUAUUGAACGUAUUGAUUCGAAUGAUACACUUUAUGCACAGGAUGAAGAAUUUCUAAAAGAAAUUGAAACAUAUUUUGAUAUUAUUUUUCAAGAAUCAUUGGAUAUGUUUAAAAAAUCACAAUAUAAUUUGGAUAUCAAACAGCAAUUGAAUAUUGCAUUGGAUUUUAUCAUUUUGAUUAUAAAUUUUGAUAAUAUACAAAAAAUGAGUCAUGUCAUUAAUCAACUUUGGAAUUGGACAUGUAAAACAUUGACCAAACAUCAAUUCCAUUGUUUUGAUCAAAAAAUGGUAAUUUUUGUAAAGAAAUAUGAUCAAAUUUUUUUUUUUGCUAACAAGAUUUUGUUUGUUUGUUUUUGUCGUAGAAAUCAAUCUACAAUUAUCUUGGAAAAACAUUCGAUUUACAAUUGAAAGCCAAUUGAUCUUUUUGCGGUUUGCUGGUUUA